AAGUAUAAUAGUAAUUUGGCAUCAAAAGCACAUUGGAAAUCACGUGGAUCUAUGAGUAGUGUGUGAGUCAAAAAUUGUAGUAAAAAAUGAGUAAGAAAAAUAGGUUUUGUAGAAAAGCUACUAAAGGUUCAAAUAAGAAUUUGGGGAAAGGUCAGAGCAGUAGCUCUAAUCCUAAAACAAAAAAAUUUAGGAAUAUGGCCAAAGGAGGAUUAGGAAAAGACAAAAGCAGUCUAACUUUGCAAGCUUUACAACAUCAUAAUCAAGUAUAUAAUAAAGUUUCUAAUGAUAAUAUGGAUGUAAAUGAUGAUACAAAGAGUUUGGGUGUGGAAUCCUUUGCCUCAAUGUGGUCAGAAUGUUCAAAUGUGUGUUUUGAUAGGCUUUUAAGAAAUUGGCAAUCAAGUUCUGCUCUUCACAAAGAAAUGCUAAGUGUUCUUGCUGCUGUGACAGAGAUAAUUAAAUCUAAUGGUGGAAAAGAAACUGAAACAGAAUACUUUGCUGCAUUGGUAACAGCUUUAGAAACUGCUGAGACAGAUGAAAGUGUAACAGCAAUUUUAUCAUUGUUGACAUUGGUUAUGAAAAGAGUUACUCCUUCAGUGUUAAAAUUAAAGUUCUCGGAAACAUCUAAAAUUCUUAUUACCUUUCUAGAAAAAUAUGAGAAUACUGUCCAUCAGGCUCUUGUUCGUGGUAUUAUACAAUGUAUUGCUAUCCUUUUAAGACAUCAAGAAGCAGCUAUUUGGAACCUUCCUUUAACACUUAAAAUCUACAAUAAUAUACUUGUGCUAACUACACAUUCUAAACCGAAGUUACGCAAAGCAGCACAACAUGCUGUUUGCUCCAUUUUGAAGGGAAGUGAUAUUGUAAUUCAGGGACAGAAUAUAACUUGCCAUCCAGCUUCCACAAUGACAUCAAAAUUUUGCAUCAAAAGUAUUGAAGAAAAUGGAGGAGGAAAAAAUUCAACUGCUACUCUUCAUGUUCUUGGAUUAUUGAAAGAAAUUCUCUGUGUUUUUCCUACUUCCCAACUAAAAUUAACUUGUGAAGUUAUUUUGAAAAUAAUGACUCUUGGAAAUGCGUUGGUGAUAUCUUGUUCAUUACAAGCAUUACAUGGAAUGUUUAAAAAUAUAUCAAACAGAUCUAAUUUAACAGCAGAAUUAAAUGCCCAAAUAAUAAAUGUAAGUAAGAAUAAUGCUAAUAAUGUAACCGAUAAUACUUCUAAAGUGACUGAUGAAGUAACUAGUGCGAAAGACGAUAAAUUGGAUACACCUAAAGGUGAUGAGACGUGGAUAUCUGUCCAGAAACUCUUAAAACAAGCCGUGGAUGAAGUGAUAAAAAGGGCCCUUCCUACAGUUAUGAGUGGACAGAAUCAAGUUAACAUUUCUGGAGGAUGUAUGGGCAGUUUAAUGCAAUUUAUUUUCGACCUGAGACAGAUGAAAUUAUGGGCUUUACAGAGUCAUCCAUUUUUUCAAGAACUUAUAAUACAUACAAAUAACCUCCGAAGAACGGCCACUCAGCAUGUUUCAACUUUACUGAGAGAUUGCAUACAGAAGUGUGUUGAAAAUCCAGAUUUUGAUAAGACAUCUACUAAAUUUACUAUGGUUACAAGCAAGCUAUUUCAAAGCAUUGAGAGAGGAUUGAAGUAUCAGUAUCAUUUAGCUUGGGCCCAUGUUAUUAAUAUAAUUGGUGUUUGUUUUGAGAUAUUAGGAAAAUAUCAUACACCGGUUACAAUAAAAUGUCUACAAUCUUUAGCUGAUCUUAGAGAUAGCAUCAACUUCACACAUACUAAAGUGUUGGAUCAAACAGUAGGGAAAGCGGUGGCUUCUAUGGGUCCUGAUGUUGUUUUAAAUGCUAUACCAUUAAAUCUCAACUUAGAUAGCAAUAAAUUUGACUUUGCUCGAAGUUGGCUUCUCCCUGUUAUUAGAGAUAAUGUUAAAGAAACAAAAUUGGAAUUUUUUACAAAUUAUUUUCUUCCUCUUGCAACUAAAAUUCAAAAGAAAGUUACUCAGUGUCAACAUUCAAAUCAUAAUAUUGAGGCACAGCUUUAUUCUGCAGUUCAAUCACAGAUUAUACAAUGUAUUGCUAUCCUUUUAAGACAUCAAGAAGCAGCUAUUUGGAACCUUCCUUUAACACUUAAAAUCUACAAUAAUAUACUUGUGCUAACUACACAUUCUAAACCGAAGUUACGCAAAGCAGCACAACAUGCUGUUUGCUCCAUUUUGAAGGGAAGUGAUAUUGUAAUUCAGGGACAGAAUAUAACUUGCCAUCCAGCUUCCACAAUGACAUCAAAAUUUUGCAUCAAAAGUAUUGAAGAAAAUGGAGGAGGAAAAAAUUCAACUGCUACUCUUCAUGUUCUUGGAUUAUUGAAAGAAAUUCUCUGUGUUUUUCCUACUUCCCAACUAAAAUUAACUUGUGAAGUUAUUUUGAAAAUAAUGACUCUUGGAAAUGCGUUGGUGAUAUCUUGUUCAUUACAAGCAUUACAUGGAAUGUUUAAAAAUAUAUCAAACAGAUCUAAUUUAACAGCAGAAUUAAAUGCCCAAAUAAUAAAUACUUUACUGAGAGAUUGCAUACAGAAGUGUGUUGAAAAUCCAGAUUUUGAUAAGACAUCUACUAAAUUUACUAUGGUUACAAGCAAGCUAUUUCAAAGCAUUGAGAGAGGAUUGAAGUAUCAGUAUCAUUUAGCUUGGGCCCAUGUUAUUAAUAUAAUUGGUGUUUGUUUUGAGAUAUUAGGAAAAUAUCAUACACCGGUUACAAUAAAAUGUCUACAAUCUUUAGCUGAUCUUAGAGAUAGCAUCAACUUCACACAUACUAAAGUGUUGGAUCAAACAGUAGGGAAAGCGGUGGCUUCUAUGGGUCCUGAUGUUGUUUUAAAUGCUAUACCAUUAAAUCUCAACUUAGAUAGCAAUAAAUUUGACUUUGCUCGAAGUUGGCUUCUCCCUGUUAUUAGAGAUAAUGUUAAAGAAACAAAAUUGGAAUUUUUUACAAAUUAUUUUCUUCCUCUUGCAACUAAAAUUCAAAAGAAAGUUACUCAGUGUCAACAUUCAAAUCAUAAUAUUGAGGCACAGCUUUAUUCUGCAGUUCAAUCACAGAUUUGGUCAAUGCUGCCUGGUUUUUGCACAAAUCCAGUUGAUUUUCCUCAGUCUUUCAAAGGAAUUGCCAAAAUUCUUGGAACAGCUUUAAAUACAAGACCAGAUUUACGAUUAGAUGUUAUGGCAGCUUUACGUAAUUUAAUUAAAAAGAAUCUCAAUAAUGAUGUAAAUAGAAAAGAAAUGACAAGAUAUGCAAAAAAUUUCCUCCCCAUUCUGUUCAAUCUUUACACCACUGAACCAAAAGAUGAUAAAGAAGAAUCUACAAGAUUAGCAGUUUUUGAUACAAUCAAAAUAUAUUUGCAAGUUUCAGAAAAAGAACUCUGCGAGACAUUGUUUCAAAAAGCAGAAGAAAAGUUAAAAGAUUUAAAUAUUACAUCCUUUAACAGAUAUGCACUUUUAGAUAUCUGUCGAGCACUUAUACCAUUUAUAAAUGAAAACCAUAUUCAAUUUCUCUUCAGUUAUUGUGUGCCUUUACUUCAGAAUUUAGACAGAACAAUCCAGAAGAAAUCAUACAGAGUUUUGGAAGAAAUCUGUAAGAACAAUACUGAAGGAUGCCAGUUUUUCAUAAAAAAUCAUAUUUGUGAAUUAAAGGAAUUGUUGAUUUCAUCACUUUCGUCAUCAUCUCCUUCAUCAAAAGCUCCUCGUUUGCGAUGCUUAAGAAAUCUAGUAUGUCAGCUAGAUAAAGAUAACAUUGAAUUUGUGAAAAUUAUUAUUCCUGAGGCAGUGUUUUGUAUAAAAGAAAAUUCAGAAAAGGUUCGAGAAGCUGCGUAUAAUUUAAUAGUUGAAAUUGGAAAUUAUUUUUUACAAUGGCAUUCAGAAAAUCCUUCUGAAGGAAUAAAAAUAUAUAUUGAAGUAUUGCUAGCUGGACUAGCUGGUAAUCCUCACUUUGUUGGUGCUACUGUACUGUGUUUGGGUAGAGUUAUCUUUGAAUUUAAAGACAAGAUUCCAUCAGAUUUAAUCCAUCUUAUUAUUGAGAAUGCAGAAGUAUUGCUUACUUCCUCUAGUAGAGAGAUUAUCCAGUCUGCACUAUCAUUUAUUAAAAGUUUAUUUGGGGCAUUAGAAGUGACUGAUUUGGCUCAACAUGUUGAAAUUUUUGUAAAAAAUAUAAUUAAAGCUAUAUCUAAAGAUGGACAGAGACAGUUAAGGUUUAAAGCAAGAGAAAUACUAACGAGAUUUAUUCGAAAGUUUGGGUUUGAUAUGAUCUCAAAAUAUGUACCAGAGAGCCAUAAAAAGUACAUCAACAAUAUAUAUAAAGUUGAAGUAUGUAAACAUAAAAAUAAACUUGAGAAUAAAGAAUUAAAGAAGAACAAACAAGAAGAUUCUGAUGAAGAAACUUCUGAAGACAAUGAAUCUAACAAUAAAGUUAGCCAAAAGAAUACAAAGGAGUGGAUACAAGAAAAUAAUGAAGAUAUUGUUGAUUUUCUCAGUUCAAGUGUAAAUAAAAAAAUUUUAGCAACUAAACCAAAAAAACCUAAGAAAGAUGAAUUUAAAGUAUCUUCAGAUGGAAAACUAAUCAUAACUGAUGAUUGUGAUGAUGAUAAAGUAUUGAAACAUAAAAGUAAGCUUUCAUUACACUGUAUUCAUAGAAAAAUAAAUAAAAAAGAGGAUAGUCCAACUUAUGGAGAAGAAUUUAAAGCAAAAAAAGCUGGUGGUGAUAUAAAGAUAAAAGGUCGGCCCAAUCCUUACGCUUAUAUUAAGUUAGAUAAGAAGGUGUUGGGUAAGAGGAAAAGGGCUAAAUUGGCCGGUCAAUAUAAAGGAAUUGUAAAAGCAGCAAAGAAGGGAUCACAACAAGCAAAAAAAGAGAAACAUAGAAGACGAAAAGCUGGUGGUGAUAUAAAGAUAAAAGGUCGGCCCAAUCCUUACGCUUAUAUUAAGUUAGAUAAGAAGGUGUUGGGUAAGAGGAAAAGGGCUAAAUUGGCCGGUCAAUAUAAAGGAAUUGUAAAAGCAGCAAAGAAGGGAUCACAACAAGCAAAAAAAGAGAAACAUAGAAGACGAGUGAAAAAUUGA
Molecule: messenger RNA, 5087 nt
Organism: Centruroides sculpturatus (bark scorpion)
Lineage: Eukaryota; Metazoa; Arthropoda; Arachnida; Scorpiones; Buthidae
Product: RRP12-like protein
Exons: 43
Coding region: 87-5087 (1666 amino acids)
Source: RefSeq, a predicted model, not a curated record